Zophobas morio is the source of this 928-nucleotide messenger RNA. Its product is annotated as chorion class high-cysteine HCB protein 13-like. The record is from RefSeq and is a predicted model, not a curated record. The transcript is spliced from 3 exons. NCBI's taxonomy places the organism in Eukaryota, Metazoa, Arthropoda, Insecta, Coleoptera, Tenebrionidae. Bases 199 to 624 code for a protein of 141 amino acids.
AUUAACAUUAGUUGCAUCCCGGAGCACAGACACUUUUGUCUUCAUCUCCCCUGCAUGGCUCCAUUCUGGCUGCAGCAAUUUUGGUCUGUGUACAAAAACAAAGUGUGUUCGUAAUUCGUCGAUCGCAUUUUAGUCUUUUCAUGAAUUUGUUAAAACAUCCAAUUGUGUUAAAUUUUAUUAUUAUUAAGAAACAUAACAAUGGGACUUUUAAUAAGCGUCGCCUCUAUGGAAAAAGAAGCAAAUCCUGAAACGUUACGUCAAGAUGUACUAAAUGAAGACCAGCCAAUGGUAGACUGUGAUGAGUGCAGAGAAAAACGGAAGUUACAGGCUCAACAACAAGUAAUUAAUCAACAACCUACUAAAUCGCAAGACGAGUGUUAUGAUUGUGUCGACUCUCUUUGCUGGGCAGCAUGGAUGUCUUCCAACACUGAUCCCCAGCCCCAUAAUAGUUCAUGUCUGUGUGGAAACUGUGGAGACUGUUCUUGUUGUGACUGUGGUGAUUGUUGUGAUUGCGAUUGUAACUGUGCAGACGAUUGCUGUGACUGUUGUGAUUGUGAUUGUGGUGACUGUGGUGAUUGUGCUUGUAGUGACUGUGGCGACUGCGAUAGUUGUGACUGUUUUUAAAAUGUUAACUAGGAGAAAAUAAAAUAAACUGAAUCAUUGAUCAAAUUGUAUGCAAUGUUUGCGUCCCGGUAUACUCAAAUUGUUCUAGUUAGCUUGUAAUUAAAGUAACAGAGUCUGUAUACAAAGAAAUGAGUGUCUUCGAAGGUGUCGAGUGUGUUAAUGACGUAACUGAUCUUGAUAUUGAUCAAUAAGACAAUAAAAAAUAUAGUUGAACGUAUAUAUUUAGAUAUAAAAUAUAUAGUUAUCUAUUUACUCUUUCCGUUUGUAUACCCCAAUUUGUUAUAAUAAAUUGUUGUAAUAGUUA